Molecule: messenger RNA, 1319 nt
Organism: Lolium rigidum
Lineage: Eukaryota; Viridiplantae; Streptophyta; Magnoliopsida; Poales; Poaceae
Product: lipid phosphate phosphatase 2-like
Exons: 8
Coding region: 66-1019 (317 amino acids)
Biological process (GO): phospholipid metabolic process
Molecular function (GO): phosphatidate phosphatase activity
Source: RefSeq, a predicted model, not a curated record
CACGACCUCCGCUCCGGCAGAGCUGGAGAUCCGACUCGGGCCCGCCUCUUCCUUCGCCGGACAUAAUGACGGAUAUCCAGUUAGGGUGUUACACUAUAAAGUCCCAUGGAGCCAAAGUGGCAAGAAUCCACAUGUAUGACUGGAUAAUACUCCUCCUCCUUGCUGUCAUAGAUGGACUGUUGAAUAUAAUUGAGCCUUUUCACCGUUUCGUGGGGAAGGACAUGAUGACUGACUUGAGAUAUCCAUUGAAGGGCAACACAGUGCCCUUUUGGGCUGUUCCGAUCAUUGGAAUUGUAUUACCGUGUUUCAUCUUUGGUGGGAUUUACUUCAAAAAGAAGAAUUUCUAUGAUUUGCACCAUGGCAUACUGGGUAUUCUUUAUUCAGUGCUCAUAACUGCGGUGAUUACUGAUGCAAUUAAGGAUGGAGUUGGGCGACCACGUCCAGAUUUCUUCUGGCGCUGUUUCCCAGAUGGAAAGGAUGUUUAUGAUAAUGUCACUACUGGUGUUCUGUGCCAUGGGGAGAAGAGUGUCAUCAAAGAAGGUCACAAGAGCUUCCCAAGUGGACACUCAUCAUGGUCUUUCGCUGGCCUAGGCUUCCUUGCGUGGUACUUAACUGGGAAGAUAGCAGUUUUUGACCGUAAAGGUCAUAUUGCAAAACUGUGCAUCAUGGUUCUGCCUCUACUUACUGCUGCACUAGUUGCUGUUUCUCGAGUGGAUGACUACUGGCAUCACUGGCAGGAUGUAUUUGCAGGAUCUAUUAUAGGUCUCACAGUGGCGUCAUUUUGUUACCUGCAAUUUUUCCCAUAUCCUUACGAUACAGAUGCAUUGUGGCCUCAUGCGUACACCCUCCAGUUGGCUGAGACACGCGCCAGUGGCAUUGCAGCAAACUCCUUUAGUGUGCGGCCCUCAGAGAUCGAGGCCACCAAUAUUCCGGAAGGGGAUGGGCAUGGUGGGAUCGGCCUAAGAGACACUAGUCCCAUUCUAGAAGACAUGGAGGCUGGCAGGAGAUAUGAAAACUAGGAGUGGACCAAGCGAUUCCCUUGAAUGCCAUGAUGGUCUUGAGUUUCAGGAGUUUGGAUUAUUUUUGGGUGCAUGUUGCAGGCUACCUGGGAGAUGUUUUAGUGCACACAGUUCGGUGUAUUAUACAGCUGUUGUUUGGGGCCACCUCUAUGGGUUUUCAGUGCUUAUUUUCUGUUAGCUGGAUAGUUAGCCUUGUUAAGGACCGGCUGUAAAUUACCUAGUGAAUGUUGCUGCUUCCUUGUGGAUGAUGACAUUGUGCAUAACUUGUCGCUCUUUCUGCCUCGAUUUGAUUGGUUGAUC